CCCGGAGUCGCAUGUGUGGCUUUGAAACAUUGGUACGGACACACGCCCCCACAUGUGCCGGCAUCCUCAAACGACACGCGGAUAACAUCAAACAUCAAUUAUAUGAACGCGCCCAAUCCUCACUGGCUGAUGAGGGGAAAACGUGAAUAUAUAUGGCAUUCUUUGAAGGUUUGGCAGGCUUCUUGGUUGCGCUUAGUAUAUGCGGAAACGUUCGAUUACCCACAAGUUUACCCACGGCUUGUCUGUCCACUUGCGGACUGCGGCGGUUGUCGAAGAAGCUGGCCUCAGAAAAGGGGAUACUUCCAAGAUGUAGUACAAUGCCUUCGAUCCGGUCCGCGUAUGCUUUUUUGUGGUACGACGAGUAUCUUGCGAAUUGUCGCAACCAAGAGAUCACGACUUAGAGUGUGUUCAAGCACGUCGCAUCAGAUUGCGCAGUUGUGGACGCGGCUGUCGUCGUCAUUUCCAUAUAAACGGCCCAUCGCAUUGAUUCACGAGCACGUACGAAUGCGCCUAUGUACUCUCUAAUUUUGGAGCUAUCAG
Molecule: messenger RNA, 540 nt
Organism: Aaosphaeria arxii CBS 175.79
Lineage: Eukaryota; Fungi; Ascomycota; Dothideomycetes; Pleosporales
Exons: 1
Coding region: 153-401 (82 amino acids)
Source: RefSeq, a predicted model, not a curated record